AUGAUUGCCACCAUUAUUUUAUCUUAUUUUAACAGCUGCAAUGUUUUCAAUGCUGGUGCAUUGUUUCAUACUCUUUCUAUUCAGAUUGCGUGUAAUCCAUUUAGUUUAUCAAUAGUUCGAGUAAAAUCACAAGCAUGUGAUGGUAUGUCUCAAUAUGAUCGAUGCUCUCUGAAUUCAGCAUGUGCCUGUUUCCAAUUCCCUGGUGCUUCUAACACUGGUAUUUGUACUGAUCGAUACGCAGUGACGUGUUCAGAACUGACACCAUGCACCCGUUCAACGAAUAAUUGUAGUCAAUCUGAUCAUAUAUGCGUUCAUCAUCCUCAGUGUGGUGAUAUUCCUGUUUGUUAUCCAGUACCGAAUUACAAUAAACAAUUCUCUCAACCGAUACCAACUACAACGACAACUAAACUCCCAACCAAACAACUCCUUAAUAUUCCUGCUAAUGCCACAUGGACACAGAACGGAAUGACUAUUGCUGGAGGUCACGGGUUGGGCGAUGCCACUAAUCAACUCAACGGCCCUCAUAGUCUCUUCGUUGAUGAUGAUCAAACAGUGUUUACUGCUGACUGGGGGGAUCAUCGUAUUAUGCAAUGGAAGAAAGGUGAUACAACGAAUGGGCAAGUUGUUGCUGGUGGAAAUGGACGAGCUGUACGAUGGUCUCGCCGUAGUGGCACAAUACAAGGUGAAAUACUCAUCGACAACAUCGCUUGUUGGGGAUUAGCUCUGAAUGAACAGAGAUAUCUCUACGUCUCUGACUACGGAAAACAUGAAGUAAGACGAUAUCAACUGGGUGAGAAGAAUGGCACUCUCGUAGCUGGUGGUAAUGGUAAAGGUGAUGGAGUCAAUCAGCUCAACUUGCCGAGAUAUCUCUUUGUCGAUCAACAACAAAAUGUCUACGUGUCAGACUUUGACAAUAAUCGUGUAGUGAAAUGGAAUAAGGGUGAAAAAGAAGGAAUUGUGAUCGCUGGUGGGCAAGGUAAAGGGGGUGCUCUGACACAAUUGUCUUCUCCCCUUGGACUCUUUAUCGAUACGUUGGGUACACUCUAUGUAGCAGACGAGGGGAAUCAUCGUGUAAUGCGUUGGACUCAAGGAGACAAUAAACAAGGCACUGUACUUGUGGGUGGAAAUGGUCAAGGAGCAGGACCAAAUCAGUUCAACUACCCCCGUGGUUUGUCUUUCGAUCGACAUGGUAAUCUUUAUGUCGCCGAUUUGCAUAAUCAUCGUGCUCAACGAUUUUCUAUCGAAUAA
This is a messenger RNA of Rotaria socialis, 1248 nucleotides long. NCBI's taxonomy places the organism in Eukaryota, Metazoa, Rotifera, Eurotatoria, Philodinida, Philodinidae. The record is from the annotation of a GenBank genome assembly.